Messenger RNA from Antrostomus carolinensis (chuck-will's-widow), 1468 nucleotides. It is a transcript of the gene PECAM1, whose product is annotated as platelet and endothelial cell adhesion molecule 1. The record is from RefSeq and is a predicted model, not a curated record. Gene Ontology annotation, molecular function: transmembrane signaling receptor activity. Lineage: Eukaryota; Metazoa; Chordata; Aves; Caprimulgiformes; Caprimulgidae. Gene Ontology annotation, biological process: immune response; cell surface receptor signaling pathway. Gene Ontology annotation, cellular component: external side of plasma membrane. The transcript has 7 exons. The annotation marks the transcript as partial.
AUGUAUCUUGCUCUUCUGGUGAUUUUCUUGCAGUGUUCAGAACUUUACACUCAGGAGAGAGUGUUUACUUUCAACACAGUUGAAAUCAAGGUUCGUCCAUCUGUCAAAGUGAAGAAUGGAGAUCGUGUGUCAAUUGUCUGCCAUGCUGAUAUUAGCAAAAGUGCCGAUUUCCAGCUGAAGCAUAACUUUACAAUUUUUAAGGAUGGCAAGCUUGUGUUCAUGACGGUAUCAGACAAGGAAGAUGCACGAUAUGAAAUAUCUACGGCUAGAUCUUCAGAUACAGGAGAGUAUAAAUGUACUGUGGAAGCAGGUGGAAAGGCAAAACCUAGUGAUUCCGUACACGUUUGGGUAACAGGAAUGACCAAGCCUAUUCUGACUGCUGAGAAAAAAGAAGUUUUAGAGGGUGAAGUUGUGAAAUUACGUUGUGAGCUUCCAGAAGAAGUACCUCCUUUGCAUUUCUCUUUCCGAAAGAUAAAGAUGAAUUCAACACCUAAAGAAAAACAUGUAUUUGAACGAGACAGGAAUUUUUCUGUAGCGGAAUUUUCUGUUGAAGAGGGAGAUAAUAUUUUACAAUUUGAUUGCUUUGUUAGGAGAAAUAUAAAAUUUGAAUUUGAAAGCUCAGAACACAGCAACAAAACACUUGUUACAGUCAGGGAACCAUUUAUAAAGCCUACUCUGAAUGCCAAGCCCUCAAGUAAUAUUACAGAAGGAGACAGAAUACAGUUUGAAUGCUCGACUGUGGUAGCCCGAAUGCGUGACAUUGAAAUCAUACUCCAGAAAAACAAAACAAUACUGAACAGUGUACGAGAUAAGAAACUUUUGAAAUACUCAGCGGUAGCUACCCUAGAGGACAGUGGUGAAUACCUGUGUAAGGUGGAGCAAGGGAGAGCAUCUAAAACCACCAAACUGAAUGUUGUUGUGUCAGAGUUAUUCCCCAAGCCAAUAUUGGCUGCUUCUAUGAGUGAACUGGAUGAAAAUAAAGAGUUAACUUUGAAUUGCAGCAUCGGUGAUUUUCAGAGAGCCAACUUCUCUAUAUUACGGAAAAAUUCAAAUGGAGACAUCCGGUUGAAAAAUUCUAGAAACUUAACAAUGAGAGUUAAUGUGAAUCAUACUGGAUCCUAUAUCUGUAAAGCUGAAUUAAAAGGAAUAGUCAAGGAGAGCAAACCUCUAAGGAUAAAUGUUUAUGCUCCAGUUUCCAAGCCAACUCUUUCCAUCGUCAGUGGUUUACCGGAGGUGGUGUUAGGGAAGCCUCUAUGGUUAAUCUGUCGUUCAGUGAUGGGAACACCACCAAUAACAUUCACUUUCUACAAAGGAAAUGAAGUUAAGAAAAUAGUCAUUAAUGACACAUAUGCUACAUUCUUGGAUGAAAAUAUUAGACAAAAUGACAAAAGAGGAUACAAAUGUGAUGCUAGAAAUAAUCACACCAGUGGUUUGAAAACCAGCAAUAUACUAAAUAUCACAGUAAUAG